GCAACAAUGUUCAGCACAUCCCAGUCUGCCCGAGCCCAGUUCCUGGACAAAGCUCGUCAGGCGAGGGAAGAGAGGCGGGGGCAGAAGGAGAAGGAGCGGGCCGCCGUGCAGAUACAGGCCGUGGCCCGCGGGUUUCUCUGUCGAUGUCGCUUACAGAGAGACAUCAGGAAAGAGAUCGAUGAGUAUUUUGACACCAUUGACCCAACUGGAGCCAGUAAAAGAAGUGCACUUUCUCUUUUUAAGAUCGCCCGGAAGCUGUUGUUCAUAUUCAGAGCUCGAGAGGAUGAGCUGAGGUUUGGAAUGCUGUGCCGUUGCAUCCUAAGCAGCAUGGAAGCUGAGAAUGACCCUAAGGUGUGGUACGUGUCCCUGGCUCUUUCCAAAGAGCUCACUCUCCUCUGGAUCAAGCAAAUUAAAGACAUCCUGUGGAUCUGCUGCAGAUAUCUGAAGUACCUCAAGCCUGACAUCUUACAAGACUCUAAACUGAUCUCACUGUACCUCACCCUGCUUGUUAACUUCACAGACACAUCAACAUGGAAAAUUGUCCGAGGAAAAGGGGAGUCCCUUCGGCCUACCAUGAACCAUCUCUGUGCAAAUAUCAUGGGACACCUCAAUCAGAAUGGAUUGUAUUCUGUUCUACAGAUCUUAUUAAGAAAUGGCCUGGCGAGGUCCAGACCAUCUCUGACAAGAGGCAUGUUGGCUGCAACCUUUACUUUGGCUUCACGGUGACCCCGUGAUGCUGCUCAUUUUUCGGACAAUCUCUUACGACCAUUCCUCAUCCACAUUAUGUCAGUGCCUGCCUUCGUGGCGCAUCUCAGCAUGCUUGCCCCCAAGCGCCUCGUUGUGCUAGAAUAUCAUGACUUUCUUCGCAAAUUCAUUCUGUUUCUGAGUCGCAAGGAUCAAUGCGCGGAUGUCUGUGAGUGCUUAGAAGGGAGCCACACUCUCUGUUUGCUUGGUAAGCAACAUCAUACACUUGGGUAUCUUUCAAGCAGAGUGUUAGAGGAGGAGACGAAGCAUUUUGUGAAAGUGCUCAUUGAAAUGCUGUCCUACUGCCAGCAGUAUGUGUCCCUGAAGAGGUCGAACCUCACCCACUGGCACCCUGUCCUUGGGUGGUUCUCUCAGUCAGUGGACUACGGUCUGAAUGAGUCCAUGCCUUUGCUCACCAAGCAGCUACAGUACCUGUGGGGGGUGAGGGUCAUCCGCAUCCUCUUCCGAGACAUCCUGAGCAAGAAGCUGUUGGAGAAUCCCGAGGCCAGCCACGCAGUGGCCACGCCGUCCACGUCCCCGCCCAACAGCCUGCCCGUGAAGAGUCUCUUCAAGCGUGCAUUCCAGAAGUCCUCGUCGGUUCGGAACAUCCUCAAGCCCAUCGGCGGGAAGCGUGUGGACUCGCCAGAAGUACAGAAGGUCUGCAACGUCUGUGUGCUCUACCAGACCGCGCUGACCACCCUCACCCAGAUCCGACUGCAGAUCCUCACAGGCCUCACUUACCUGGAUGAGCUCCUGCCCAAAUUGUGGGCAUUCAUCUGUGAGCUGGGCCCUCAAGGGGGCCUGAAGCUGUUCCUGGAAUGUCUCAACAGUGACAACGAAGACUCCAAACGGCUGCUGGCCAUGCUGACGUUAUUCUGCGACUGUUCACGGCACCUCAUCACAAUUCUCGAUGACAUCGAGGUGUAUGAAGAACAAAUCUCCUUCAAGGUCGAGGAGCUGGUCACCAUCUCCUCUUUCCUGAACACCUUCAUCUUCAAAAUGAUCUGGGAUGGGCUUCUGGACAACGCCAAGCCAGAGACCCUGGAGUUGUUCUUUUCGGUUCACGGGUGGCUGAUGGUGCUGUAUGAAAGAGAUUGCCGCCGGCGCUUUGCCCCUGACGAUCACUGGCUGCGGAAGGAUCUCAAACUCAGUGUGCUUUUCCAGGAACUGGAGAAGGACAGGAAGCGUGCCCAUCUGAUCCUACAGUUCAUCCCUCACGUCAUUCCCCACAAAAACAGAGUGCUCCUGUUCCGAAACAUGGUGAUCAAGGAGAAGGAGAAGCUCGGGCUCGUUGAGACCAGCUCGGCAUCCCCUCACGUCACACACAUCACCAUCCGAAGGUCCCGCAUGCUGGAGGAUGGCUAUGAACAGCUGCGGCAGCUCUCGCAGAAUGCCAUGAAGGGUGUGAUACGUGUGAAGUUUGUCAAUGACCUGGGAGUGGACGAGGCCGGCAUUGACCAAGACGGAGUGUUCAAAGAGUUCUUAGAAGAAAUCAUCAAGAGGGUGUUUGACCCGGCGCUAAAUCUGUUCAAGACAACCAGCGGCGAUGAGAGACUCUACCCCUCGCCCACCUCCUACAUCCACGAGAACUACCUACAGCUCUUCGAGUUUGUGGGGAAAAUGCUGGGCAAGGCUGUGUACGAGGGGAUCGUGGUAGAUGUGCCUUUUGCUUCCUUCUUCCUAAGCCAGCUGCUUGGACACCAUCAUAGUAUCUUCUACAGCUCGGUGGAUGAACUGCCUUCCUUGGACGCAGAGUUCUAUAAAAACCUCACUUCUAUUAAGCGCUACGAUGGAGAUAUUAGCGACCUGGGCUUAACGCUGUCGUAUGAUGAAGAUGUGAUGGGUCAGCUUGUUUGCCACGAACUGAUUCCUGGAGGGAAGACCAUUCCUGUGACAAAUGAAAAUAAAAUUAGCUACAUUCACCUGAUGGCCCAUUUCCGGAUGCACACUCAGAUCAAAAAUCAGACAGCUGCUCUCAUCAGUGGAUUCCGCUCUAUCAUCAAGUCUGAGUGGAUUCGAAUGUUUUCAACCCCUGAGCUGCAGCGCCUAAUCUCUGGUGACAACGCAGAGAUUGACCUCGAAGACUUGAAGAAACACACUGUGUACUAUGGUGGCUUUCACGGGAGUCAUCGAGUCAUCAUUUGGCUUUGGGACAUUCUGGCCAAUGACUUUACCCCAGAUGAGAGAGCCAUGUUCCUGAAAUUUGUGACCAGCUGUUCCAGGCCCCCACUUCUAGGAUUUGCCUACCUCAAGCCUCCUUUCUCCAUCCGCUGCGUCGAGGUGUCGGAUGACCAGGACACAGGGGACACUCUGGGCAGUGUGCUCAGGGGCUUCUUCACCAUCCGCAAGAAGGAGCCGGGGGGCCGCCUGCCCACCUCCUCAACCUGCUUCAACCUGCUCAAGCUGCCCAAUUACAGUAAGAAGAGCAUCCUUCGGGAGAAGCUGCGUUAUGCCAUCAGCAUGAACACCGGCUUCGAGCUCUCCUAACCCUGCCCCGUCUUCCCCUCCCCUCUCCCCAGGCUAGGCGGGCAGCUGUUUGCCCUCUGCCUUCCCAGACACUUGUGCACGGCCCGACUCAGGGAGGGACCUUGGGGUGCCCGGAGCAGGAGUAAGUGAAUGGCUGAGGGUCUCCAGAAGGCUGCCGGUGAUCGCUUACAAAUAAAUACUGUCCAUGUUGUUGAAAAGGCAGGCCUCAAAAAGAAGAGACCCUUGGGGCUUGCCCAGUGUGGGCUUGAACCCUGGUGUAGACUUGGCCUUUCUCCCCUGCUCUCCCCUGACCUGAGGCCUGAGCCUUGUGUCUGGACACGCUUUGCUUCUGUCCUGUUUUGUUUUGUCUGUUUUGUUUAAUUGUCUGGAAGCCCUUCCGAGCAAGGUGGUGCAGUUAACGCCCCGGCUCCAAAGGUCAGGAGUAGGACCUGAGCAGCCCAGGAAUCAAGCCCUGCAAGCCUGCUGCGUUAGAGCUGCUCCCCUAAAGUUUCUUCAGACCCUUCACUCAGGUCAGGCUUUGCAGCCGUGAUGUCCUAAGCCAUCACGCACCAAGCAGAGACCCUCCACCCCCCAGCAGGCACAGCCGCUUGUGGGCGGCUGAACCCAUUCGCUCUGCCGGUAACCAAGGCAGCUUUCUGGUGGGGACUGUCUCAGGCAGCCCCGGAGAGCAUCAGCCACAACACAGGGACCCCAACGCUGCUUCUUCCUGGGAGUCGAGCAAAGUGUGGGCUGUUCUGCCUGGUGCGAUGGGAGAGUUCCAGAGACUCCUCUUGGCUGCUGCUCAGAUCCGGCCAGAAGGGCCCGUCCUCCUGCAUCGGGGAAGCCUGAGCUCUGUCCGAUCCAGCUAAGUCAUUAGCUCUGAAAGGUCCCUCUCUCACUCUGUUGAAAGAAAGUACUCCAGCCUGAUGCCUUCUUACAGAAAUGCCGCCAGAUUUUAGAUUCCUCCCCAAGGUCAGGGCUGAUACUCGCACCGUCCCUCCCCUGUGGCUUUGUUCUCCAUCACUUCUGGCAUCCCCAGCUGCCCUUGAGGACCAGCUCCUGCCCACAGGUGGGCUUGGCUGCUCCUCUGUCCCAGCUGUUUUGUGAUGAGAAGUUGACCCACUUAGCCAGGAAGCCACGGCCCAGCCCAAACUGUCAGCCUCCACACCUCCAACUUUGUAUUGUCAGAUGAAGCUCAGUUAAAUUAAAUUAAAAAUCCAGUGUCCCUGUGUAGGUGAAGAGCAUAGCGUGCUCGAUCUCUAGUAGGUGUGGGUAUGCGGAUUCCCUUUUGCAUGGUGGCAUCAACACGUUGAGUCUGUUCUCUCUACCACCAUCAUGAGAAUGCUUUUCUUCAUAUGUAGCUGGGAGCAUCUGUGAGAUCCGCGCUGGUCCAGGGUCAGUGGCCAGCAGAAGGCCCCGUUCCCCUCUCUUUUGAGCUGGCCGGUGUACGUCAGCAUGACGUAGCCACAGGUAGCAACGUCCUGGCUCGUGUGGUGUCUGCACAGCCCCGGCUGCAGAGCUGGGCCGGGCAGGAGCCGUUCACACAAGCAGUGAGGCAGCAGGGCCUCCUGAACUGGAAGGUGGUCAGGGAGUGGGGGUUUGAGAAGGAGCCUUGGUUACCCAACAGGUGCAAGCCUGUGCAGAGGUUUGUUUUGGAGACAGUGUCCUGAACAACCACAUUUAAAAGCCACAGAUUUCCCCUCCCAAACUUCCUAACAUUUGUUAAUUUUCUGAUCCUAACAAGUGAAAAGAUCUCAUCGUUUCAACCUAGGAUACCACCCCCUUUUGAUUCUAAUGAAGACUACUCCAAGAGCAUGCAUGUGUGGACAUGGGGACUCGUGGUUUAAAAACAACAGCUUGGUUUUAAGAUAGGAAGAGGCAGCUUGGCAUCCUGAUUUUCAUUUCCAGCGAAUGGGGGUUGGGGGGGAAUGGGAGUGCCAGGCAGGUCGGGGAGGGAGAGGGCUCCAUGGAACUGUAUAAAACUUGCAACAUUUGAAGUAUUGCACUAUCAAAAACGCUGAAUCUGUCUUUUUAGCUGAUGUACAAACCAUGAUUCCUGAAUAUUAGCACCCUGAUUGAUGACUACAAAAAGGUUUUUUUCAUAACUAACUCCUGUAUUAAGAUGUGAUCAAAGGCUUUAUUAAAUUUUUACUUCCUUGGA
This is a messenger RNA of Phascolarctos cinereus (koala), 5371 nucleotides long. It is a transcript of the gene UBE3B, whose product is annotated as ubiquitin protein ligase E3B. Lineage: Eukaryota; Metazoa; Chordata; Mammalia; Diprotodontia; Phascolarctidae. The record is from RefSeq and is a predicted model, not a curated record. Gene Ontology annotation, molecular function: protein binding; ubiquitin protein ligase activity. Gene Ontology annotation, biological process: protein polyubiquitination; ubiquitin-dependent protein catabolic process.